CCAAAGUUGGCAAAGUAGCUGACUCCGCUGAAUCCCAGCAGAACCUUCUAGAAAAAAAACCCCACUUCACAGUCCCCUGCUUUUUCUACUCUUUCCGCAUUCUUCUUCUUCUUCUUCUCAAUCGAUUCAACUCAACCACUUUCCAUUAACCAAAUUCCCGAGAAUCUUCUAUGGCCAACGAAGCCAAGGCUAAAGGAAACGCCGCCUUUUCCUCCGGCGACUACUCCGCCGCCGUCCGCCACUUCUCCGACGCCAUCGCCCUCGCCCCAGACAACCACGUCCUCUACUCCAACCGAUCCGCCGCUUACGCCUCCCUCCAUGACUACUCCAAUGCCUUGUCUGACGCCCAGAAAACCGUCGACCUCAAGCCAGACUGGCCCAAGGGCUACAGCCGCCUCGGGGCCGCCCACCUUGGCCUCGGCCACCACCACGACGCCGUUUCGGCUUACAGAAAAGGCCUCGAAGUCGAUCCCAACAAUGACGCUUUGAAAUCCGGCCUCGCAGAUGCCCAGGCGGCGGCGGCGAGGGCCCGUCCUCCGACAGCCAAUCCGUUCGGGGAAGCGUUCUCUGGGCCGGAAAUGUGGGCUCGGCUUACCGCAGACCCAGGAACCCGGGCUUACCUUCAGCAACCGGAUUUCGUGAAGAUGAUGCAGGAUAUUCAGAAGGACCCGAACAAUUUGAAUCUUUAUCUGAAAGAUCCUAGGGUAAUGCAAGCCAUUGGUGUUUUGCUCAAUGUGAAGAUCCAGACGCGGGAUGACGGUGACGAAAAUAUGGCGGAGGCGGAGGCGACUCCUUCAGCUUCGUCUCAGCCGCCGCAGGCCCAGGCGCAGGAGAGGAAGCGAGGUGCUACUGCUGCAGAAGAGACUUCGAAACCGGCAGAGCCGGAGAUGGCAGAUUUUACGGAGGAGGAGAAAGAGAAGAAGGAGAGGAAGAGUUUCGCUCAGAAGGAGAAGGAAGCUGGUAAUGCUGCUUACAAGAAGAAGCAAUUUGAGAUCGCGAUUGAACAUUACUCGAAGGCUAUGGAGUUGGAUGAUGAGGAUAUCUCAUACCUCACAAACCGAGCGGCGGUUUACUUGGAGAUGGCAAAGUAUGAAGAAUGUAUUAAAGAUUGUGACAAAGCUGUGGAAAGAGGAAGGGAGCUAAGAUCAGACUUUAAGAUGAUAGCAAGAGCUUUGACAAGGAAAGGAACUGCAUUGGCUAAAAUAGCAAAAUGCUCAAAGGAUUUUGAACCUGCCAUUGAGACUUUCCAAAAAGCACUUACAGAGCACCGCAACCCUGACACCCUGAAGAAACUGAAUGAUGCUGAAAAAGCUAAGAAAGAACUAGAACAACAAGAAUAUUUUGAUCCGAAAUUGGCCGAUGAGGAGAGGGAAAAAGGUAAUGAAUUCUUCAAGCAGCAAAAGUAUCCCGAGGCUGUGAAGCAUUAUACAGAGGCCAUAAAAAGGAAUCCCAAAGAUCCUAAGUCUUACAGUAACAGAGCUGCAUGCUACACAAAACUGGGCGCAAUGCCUGAAGGUUUGAAGGAUGCGGAGAAGUGCAUUGAGCUUGAUCCAACAUUCUCGAAGGGUUAUAACAGGAAAGGUGCAGUACAAUUUUUCAUGAAGGAAUAUGAAAAAGCAUUGGAAACAUAUAAGGAGGGAUUGAAACAUGACCCUAACAACCAGGAGUUGCUUGAUGGUGUUAGAAGAUGUGUAGAACAAAUUAAUAAGGCUAGUCGUGGAGAUUUAAGUCCUGAGGAGUUGAAGGAAAGACAGGCCAAGGCAAUGCAGGACCCUGAGAUUCAGAACAUCCUUCAGGACCCUGUGAUGAGACAGGUAUUGGUUGAUUUCCAGGAAAAUCCUAAAGCUGCACAGGAACAUACGAAGAACCCUAUGGUGAUGAACAAGAUCCAAAAGCUGAUCAGUGCUGGAAUUGUCCAGAUGAGGUGAAUUUGAUUAAAGGUAGGAAUGGAAUGUACGCAGAGAAACAAUUGACAAUUGUAUUUUCCAGGGCAACUCUAGUAUUUAUAUAGAUUGGAUUUUGGUGUAAAGACCAAAAUAACUAUCAACGGACAAUUUACUUGUGCAAAAUUUUGAGUUACUACUCUCAACAAUUGUAUGGUUUGUUUUCAGUGAAUUCAUCCCAGCCACAAAUCCUUCUUAUUCCUUA
Molecule: messenger RNA, 2148 nt
Organism: Arachis stenosperma
Lineage: Eukaryota; Viridiplantae; Streptophyta; Magnoliopsida; Fabales; Fabaceae
Product: hsp70-Hsp90 organizing protein 1-like
Exons: 7
Coding region: 171-1928 (585 amino acids)
Molecular function (GO): Hsp90 protein binding
Source: RefSeq, a predicted model, not a curated record